Closterium sp. NIES-67 is the source of this 3395-nucleotide messenger RNA. The record is from the annotation of a GenBank genome assembly. Lineage: Eukaryota; Viridiplantae; Streptophyta; Zygnematophyceae; Desmidiales; Closteriaceae.
AGUGAGAGCGUGUGGUUCGGCAUGCCCGAGGCUCCUGUCGCCUUAGCCUCGUCGCUAACCGCCUUCCGCCACGCUCUGGUGUGCAAGCGAUGGCUGCGCGUCGCCAGAUCCGUGCAUCCCGCCAUCGUCGUGCCUCGAAACCGCUUCUUUUCUGCACGAACCUUCGCCUCGCUCCUCUCCUCACCCACCUUGGGAUUCCCGAAUCUUCGCCACCUGCAUCUCGGCGAAUUCGCGAUGAACUCUGUUGAUAGCCGCCUCGUGCGAUCCAUCUGCGACGGAUGUGGCUCGUCCUUGACGCACCUCACGAUGCACCUGUACGGCCGUCAGCCAGUGACGUCCAUGCAGUCGGUCCGUAGCAGCCCCGCGGAGCAGUCGACUGGCUCUGCAGCAAUCUUACCCGCCGAUGUCGCCGCCAUCUUUAGUUCUUGCACGCGAUUGGUCAAUCUGGAUCUACGGCUGGGUUUAGGAGUUUGCGAGAUUCCGCCUUCCAUCAGCUGCCUGGAGAAGCUCACGCGGCUCAGCAUGAGCUUCAGUAACGUUACCGCGUUACCCGGGGAGCUGCUGAGCUUGUGUCGACUGAAGGAGUUACACCUUGUGUCGCAGUCCCUUCGCAUGCUGCCUAAUCCCUUCAGCUGCCUUACCUCUCUGGAGCACCUCUCCCUUCGCAACUGCCCUAUGGGCCAUCUCCCGAGGGAUUUAGGGCACCUUCAUAACAUCAAGAUCCUCAGCCUCUCGCAUCUGCCAGGUCUUGCGGAACUGCCAGACUCAAUCUGUCAACUCCCGGCCCUCUCUCGCCUUUCUCUCGACCACUGCCCCCGGUUUGUCAGGCUACCAGAGAAUCUCUUUCAGCUGCCCAGCCUGGAUACACUGCACCUGGACAAGUUGCCUGCUUUCACUGCGCUUCCCAUUUCUUUCGGACAACUGCCCCCUGGGGAACCCGUUGCAUCCUCUCCGACCAUCCACACCUGCCCAAGCCUGUCAUCGCUACCGGAAGACAUUGGUCGGCUUUCCGCCCUAGAGUACCUGUACCUGAAGUUUGUCGUUCGACUCACGGCUCUUCCGAAUUCCCUGGGGCACCUCACAGCCCUCAAGGAGUUGAAAGCGGUUGAGUGCGCCAAUCUCGAGGUCCUCCCUGACUCUGUAUCCGCCAUGGGAGCACUCACCAGCCUCAUUCUUGACGGCUGCUUUUUCGCUGACCUGCCCAGCGACAUCGGGCAGCUCCAAAACCUCGAUACUUUGAAGCUGUUCUCGACGCGACUUUCUGAUCCGCCCGACUCUUUUGGGCAGCUUGGGAGUCUGAAGAAGCUAACCCUGUACGAGUGCUAUGACCUCGUCGAGCUCCCAGCCUCAUUCACCAACCUCACUUCCCUCGAAACCCUACUCAUCUAUGGCGGAUCCUCUCUUAUGGACCUGCCCCUAGGUUUCGAGAAGUUGUCGCAGCUACGUAGACUGGAGUUGCUCAACUGCUCCAUGCCGUACCUGCCUGAUAGGUUCGGGGAGCUGGCGAACCUGGAGAUACUGAAAGUGCAAUCAACGGACACGUACAAAAGAUUCGGGAUCACUUCGGAAACUGUCCCGCCCGCUGCUCAUCUGGGGUACCAGAGCGAAGGCGAGGAGUUUCAGCUCGAUGGCUCCUGCUCUCUGCAGGGCUUUCCGCCCUCCUUCAGCUCGCUCACCCGCCUGCAGCAGCUGAUCAUCGAUGGUUGUGAGAUGCUGGAGGAGCUUCCAGAGGGCAUGGGCAAUCUGGCCAGCCUCAGAGUGUUAAAAGUGGAGAACUGCAAGCGCCUGCGCGUCUUCCCAUCGCUCUUGCCCACUGCCAUCUCCACCACAGCUACUGGACCUUGUACUUCCGCUGCCACCUCCUCCUCAGCUGCCCCCCCUCCCCUCCCAUUGCUCGAGGAGCUGGUGAUCUCUUGCUGCCCCAAGCUGACUAACCUUCCACAGGGCCUUGAUUUGCUGCCCAGGCUGGAGCAUUUCACGCUUGAAUACUGCACCAGUUCAAAGCUUGCAAACCGUAGCACCGCAGUUUCUCUAUCCGCCUCCUCCUCUCCCCCCUCCCCACUCGUAGCACCUAUCACUCUUCCACGCUCUGUCGAAUCCAUAAUCAUCUCAAACGUUUUCAAAUCAGCCCACUACCUCCCGGAGUCGUUUCUCUCCCUCAGCUGCCUUCUCCACUUAAACAUAUACGACCUUCGAUCCCUCAAGCAGCUUAUAGCCCCACCAGCCCUCGCCCAAACCCCAGCCGAAUUCGAAACUGACGACAUAGCUGCAUCUUGCGCUGGUUUAGAAGAGAUUCCUAGAGGCCCCAUUGCCACUGGACUGUCUCAGCUGGACCUGCUGUCGUCUCUGGUGCACCUUCACAUUGUCAACACCAACCUCCCCUCACUACCUGACAACCUGGGCGACCUCAGGGAACUGGCGGUGCUGCAGCUAGAAAAGUGCCACGCCAUGACAUCCCUUCCUGACUCCCUGACUACCCUCUCCAAACUGCAGCAGAUUGAUCUCAAGUCCCUCCCUCUGCUGACACACCUGCCUGAGAAUUUCGGGCAGCUGAAAGCUCUCAAUGAGCUGAGUUUGGAGUCUUGCAAGGCCCUGCAAGGCCUGCCUUCGUCCUUCACUCUGCUCCCCUCCCUAAUAAUGCUGAGCAUCAUCAACUGUCCUAAGGUCACCUGCCUCCCGGAUUCCCUCUCCUCCUUCACUCGCCUUUCCUCUCUGAAGCUCAAUCGUCUGCCCGGGUUACGCCACCUCCCGUCCCCAUUCUUCCUCCCAUCGCUCGUCCAGUUCUCACUCCAAGGCUGCAAGCGUUUGUGUGCUCUGCCGAAUGACUUGGGUGGCUUAUCGCAUCUGAGGGAGGUGGAUCUGGACGGGUGCCCUCAGCUGAAGCAGCUGCCACAGUCGCUGCGGGACAGGCAGAAAGUGAUUGAAGUGAAGGGAGCAUGGGGCAGGCGCAGAUGAUACGAAGGUGGGAGGUGCUAUUUGAGUGCAGGACGUGGAGGUUGGUCUCAGAAGAGCUUACCCCUAAAACUCGGUUUUACAAUACCACGAUUAGAAUGUUUUGUCAGAUCAUGCUCCUCGUGAUCAGGUAGUGUAGGAUGGAAUAUGGCAGCAUCUCUUCUUUGUUGGGGUUUUGCCUGGGUAGUGCAUUGAGUGAGGGGAUGGAUGGAAUGGAUGCGUUUGUGCAUUCAUGAUGGAUCCCAUUCCUAUGGUUGGUCCUUCAUUUUGUUCAAGCCUGUUCUGUAAUUUCCAUUCCAGUGGAGGCUACCAUCUGCCCGCCUUCUGUGACCUGUCCAUCCCUCCCAACUGUUGUCCCAACAGCAGCCACGCCACUCCUGCAUGAGGGGACUCUCUUUGUUGACAGGUGCCCCCUAGUCCCACAGGCUUGCAGAAGAUCCCAA